Morchella importuna is the source of this 1143-nucleotide messenger RNA. RefSeq lists its product as uncharacterized. The record is from RefSeq and is a predicted model, not a curated record. The coding region runs from base 1 to 1143 and encodes 380 amino acids. NCBI's taxonomy places the organism in Eukaryota, Fungi, Ascomycota, Pezizomycetes, Pezizales, Morchellaceae. The transcript is spliced from 3 exons. Gene Ontology annotation, molecular function: peroxidase activity; heme binding. Gene Ontology annotation, biological process: cellular response to oxidative stress; response to reactive oxygen species; hydrogen peroxide catabolic process.
AUGGCAUCCGCAGCUCGCACUAUCACUCGGUUCGCCCCGAAGAACAUCUCCUUCACACCCCUCCGAAGGAACCUCACAACCGCCACACAUGCCCGGCCAUCAACAAAGAUAGCAUCUCCUAUCAGGCAGGCACCCCGCCGAGGCUAUGCAUCAGAAGCUCCUAGCGGCGGUAGCGGAAGGGGUAUCUUUGUUGGAUUGACUCUUGCCGCCCUCGGUGGUGCGGGGUACUACCUCUACUCCACCGAUCAGCUAUCAGCUAUCACCGGAUUGGCCGGCGGCAAGUCAAGCACAAAGCCCCCAGGCCCCUUCCAGCCCACCAAGGAGGACUACCAGAAGGUUUACAACGAUGUUGCAGAGCUCUUGGACAGCAAUGAUGAAUACGACGAUGGCUCUUACGGCCCAGUCCUUGUUCGUCUCGGAUGGCACGCCUCCGGAACCUACGACAAAGAGACCAAGACUGGUGGCUCCAACGGUGCCACCAUGCGGUUUGCCCCCGAGUCUGAUCAUGGGGCCAAUGCUGGGUUGAGGACUGCUCGUGAUGUUCUGGAGAAGGUCAAGGACAAGCACCCGUGGAUCAGCUACUCUGAUCUGUGGACACUUGCAGCUGUUGCGGCCAUUCAGGAGAUGGGCGGACCCAAGAUCCCAUGGAGGCCUGGACGUAACGAUAGGGACGUUGCCGCUUGCACUCCCGAUGGUCGUCUUCCCGAUGCUACUAAGGAGCAGAAACAUUUGAGAGAUAUCUUCUACCGCAUGGGCUUCAAUGACCAGGAGAUCGUGGCACUUUCCGGUGCCCACGCUCUUGGUCGGUGCCACACUGACCGAUCAGGUUUUGAGGGACCAUGGACAUUCUCUCCUACUGUCUUCACCAACGACUUCUACAAGCUCCUUAUCGAGGAGAAGUGGUCAUGGAAGAAGUGGAACGGCCCCAAGCAGUUCGAGGACGUUUCUAGCAAGUCCCUCAUGAUGUUGCCCACAGACAUGGCCCUCAUCAAGGACAAGGUCUUCCGCAAGCACGUUGAGGCCUACGCCAAGGACAACGAACUCUUCUUCAGGGACUUUGCAGACGUCUUUGCAAAGUUGUUGGAGUUGGGAGUGCCCUUCAAGCAGGAGGAGAAAUUCGUCUUCAAGGCCACCACCGACUAA